AUGUACGUACCGCGCUUGAUUCGUAGCAAGAUCCGUUGUUUUAACUUCCGCUGGGCGUCCAGGUAUCGAUAUGACGCGGAUCGGCGGUCGAGAUCUCCUCGAGAUCGCUCCCCGGACCGCUUUGAUCGGGCAUCGCACUACGGCGAUACUGAUAGACGCCGCUCGUCUGCAGAAGCCAGAACAAACUCAGCGCCAUUUCCUCCGGGUAGAGACGUAUUCGCUGAGCAACUGCGGCGAGAGCCUCCGCGCGGCCCCAAGGCGCUGAUAGACCCCCCCGCCGGACCCAGGGGAGGAGGGUUUGUUGGCGAGUUUAGAGGUGGAAGGGGGCGAGGGCGAGGCGGGCGAGGAUGGCCUGGAAGAGACGACAGCCGUGAUAGAGGAAGGGAUAGAGACCUCGACUUUCGAGACCGAUACCGAGAGGAGAGAAGCCGGGAGCGGGAGCGAGAGCGAGAGCGGGACUGGCGAGAGCAAAGAGACUUUAGGCUGCGCAGAUCCCCAAUUGGACGAGCACGAUCGCCGACGCGAGAUUUUCGUGAUCGGGAUAUUCCCCCGGGGCUAGACGCAGACAGGUCUCGUCGUGGUUCUCGUGAUGGCGGCCCUCCAUCAGCUGGUUCUUCAUCGUCGGAGCCUGUGUUCAACGCGCCGCCCUUUUCUCGAGGUGGAAGCUUUCGCGGACGGGGAAGCCGUGGCAGAGGCGACUGGUCUAUGGAACGAGGACGAGGACGAGUCCCGUAUGGCGACCGCGACGACCGCUACCAGCGCAGUCGCUCUCAGGAAGGCCGCUGGGCGCGUGAGCGCGACGAGCGUGAGCGUCCUGACAGAUACCCAGAAGCUCGUGACCCACGCGAUGAAAGGGAUCGAGGAGAAAAUCGUGAGCUCUUCCGUGCCAAAGUGGAAGCGCGAGCGGCUCAGGAAUCCGCUGCGCAAGUCAAAGAUGUUUCACCCCCUCCUGUAGCGCCGUCGGCCCCGGCAUUUGGAUCUGUGCCAACCCGGGCUCCGAGUACUGGCGAUGCGCAGCCUGCCCCGGCGGUGGCCCCAGCCAAGCCGCCACCAACUGCUCCACGGGCUUUUGGAGAGCGUCCCGUUUCUGCAGGACAAGCUUCUGGAACUCCCGAGACUCCUCAGCCACCUACUGGACCCUCCAAAGUUUUACCACACGACAGUCCUCCUAUCCCUCUUGGGCCCAGACUACAACAAGCCAAGCCCCCUCGCCCAUCGAGCAAGCAAUGGAUCAACCCGAGCUUAAAGAAACAACCACCAGAGUCGCCCAAGGUAAUGAGGUCGCAAAGCUUUGUCCAUCAACGGCCGAUCCCGGUUCAACCUCCCCUGCAACGGGGCAUCUCCCAAGCUGAGCCAUCUGACCCAAGACGACCGCGUAGUAGCGAUGAAAAGUCAGAGCCUUACUUGGGGGUAGAGAAUAGGAUGCGAGCUCAUCAUAGUGAGGAGCCGGGAGAGAUAACUACACGAACCGAAAUCCAAAAGCCACUGGAGAAAGAAGUGGCUGAUUACGAGCCGCCAGAGACAAUGGAUCACGAUGCAAAGCUUCCAGAAUCCCCGCAGAACUCUGUUGGGCAACCUUCUACUUCUCCGAAGCUAGACUCACUUCCUAAGCCGCAAGAAAACGGAACGACUGAGGAGACGAAAGGCCCUACUGAAGCAGCACCUACGAAACCAAACCACAGACCGCUCAGGGUGCGUGCCGUUCGAUUUGCUUUACCUCCGAAGAAAACUCAACCGGAAGAACUCUCCGAAUCCGACGACGAAGAUAUGGGCGAUUAUUUCGACAUGGAAAUCAACAAGACUGAAGCCGAAUUGAGCAGGCUGCAAAAAUCAAAGGUGCCACUGGAAAUAAUUAAGCGUUACAUGGCUAUAUCGCAUGGGUCAAUGGUGCAAAUACUGAAUGAGGGAGAAGGGCUUUCAGAGAUGUUGGGCGACAUUCCAACGAGCCCCGAGCCUGUGAUUGAAACAAUGGAGGUGGAGCCUGCUCCUAUACAAAACGAAGAGCCCCCUGAGACCGGGGAAGCCGAUCAUGUCAAGGCGCCUGCCAGUGAUCAACUUGUGCCAACCCCGGCCGAAGAGGAGAAGGAAAAGGCUGAAGAGACUGUCUCGCAAGAGCAAGAAGACCGUCAACCCAAAGCGGAAGAAAUGGACAUCGAUGACGAACCUAAGCUUCUACCCCCUGAGCCUGAUAAUGAACCAGAACCGAUGAUCGAAACCACGAUAGACGGCCCUACCGAAGACGAUAAAGAAGCUGAAAUUGCUCCGGUCGUCGAAGACAUCUUGGCACCUAUUGAUGACACUACUGCCUCCCCGAAACCCGCCGAAAUCGAAACCAAGCCUCCAAGCACUCCAUCCCAAGUAGCAGAUGAAGAUGAUGAGACCGAAACCGAAGACGAGGCGUACAUGGAGGCACAGGCUGCCGCUGCCGCUGCCACGGUCCGUCGUUAUAUGUCGACACCGCCUAUAGACAGUCUUCCGCAUGAAUACAGCGAUCAUCCACUCUGGUACCAAGAUAGAGAGUUCUUGGCAACGUUAGACUCGGAUCCAGUUGUUGAUAAUUUCGUUGCCAUGUAUCUUGAGAAGGUGCAUCUGGAUAGAUCGACCGAACAACGGCGCGCACAGGACGAGUAUGCUGAUAAUUACAUGCAAUACCUGGAGUACACCAUGUCGGACGACCCCGUGGCUACAAAGAGUAGAGACAAGUUUUCAGUCUCGGCUCCCUCAGAUACUACAGGCACCCCGACGCCCGAACAGAAACCGGAAGGCAGGGGAACAGGUAGAAGAUUUGCCACGGAGCGUGAUCUCGAACGCGUGCUUCAAGCCUCUAUGCGGGAAGAUGAAGAAAGGAAAGAACGUGAAUUGCGAAUCCAGCAGGAGAAGUAUCGCAGUGAUAAGGAAGCUGUUAUUCCGGACAUGUACUGGGACGAUUUGGAAAAGCAGCGAGUUCAGUACAUUGAUCGCUCGGGAUAUACUCCUACAGAAAAGCUUGUUUCUGCAUGGCAUGUUUUUCAACCCGUCAAUAACUUCACGGAAGAGGAAGCUCAGCUCUUCGAGAAGCGCUACCUGGAAUGUCCCAAGCAAUGGGGUAAGAUCGCUGAGGCUCUUCCAAAUCGUGACUUCCGCGCCUGUAUUCAGUAUUACUAUCUGAUGAAGGGAGAGCUCAACCUCAAAGAGAAGUUAAAGAAGCAGCCAAAGAGGCGGAAGAAGGGUGGUCGGGGCAAACAGAGAUCCAGCGCCUUGGUCUCGGAGCUCGGUAACGGCGAGCCCGAAGGAGAGGAGACGCCUCAGGAGAACGGCGAGAAUGGUGAAAGGCGAAGGCCACGACGAGCUGCUGCUCCUACAUGGAACUUUGAACAGCCUCAGACGGACGGCGAAAGCACCCCUGCUGCCACCCCUGGGCGCCGCGGAGCAUCUGCUGCUUCUAGGGGUGAUCAACCCGAAAAGGUUGAUGGAAGGAAGGGAAGACGAAAGGCCAAGGACAAGGACAAAGACAAGGAAAAGGAAAAGGACAAAGAGGUCAAGGCGUCUAAGCCAAACCAAACCCUCGCAGCCGCUCCCGGACCUGCAGCAGGGAAAGGAAGAGGCCGAGCCGAUUCUCGCCCGGUGGCUGCGGAAUACCUGCCGGGCCCUCCUCCGUCCGACCCUCAUCGUUUGCCGGUGCAGUACGAACAGCCCUUGCAAGCGGGUAUCCAGCCGCCGUUUGCCGUGCCACAGCCACAGCUUAUUGAGAGGCCAAAGCCUGUAGCCGUCCCUGGAUCCAUCACAGAAGUUAUGGCAGCGCCUUCACUUCGACCAGAGCCACCCCCACCUCCGUCAUCCUCUAUAACUACCUUUAACUUGACACAGACCAUUCCUGAACGGAAGCAAUUAUCUCAGGCAUCGAGCUAUUGGAGCGUGUCUGAAGCUAAUGACUUCCCACACCUGCUAAGAGCAUUCGGUACUGAUUGGUCAGCAAUUGCGAAAUACAUGGGAUCAAAAACAACUGUCAUGGUGAAGAACUAUUACGUUCGACAGAAGGAUUCAGGGAAACCAGAGUGGGAGGCAAUUGCUCAAGAGGCUGAUGCGAAGCGGGCGAGAGGAGAGAAAAGACCUGAUCCUCCCGUACCCACUACGGGUGGCCGUGGUAGGAGAUUUGAGGGCACGGCAUCUGGCACCUCGAGACCUAUUGCGGUGGCUCCAGGAGCUGCCGACGCUCAUGUCGAUCUUCCACAGCCCAAGGUUGAGCCCGCGCCUCCUCAACCAUUGAGGCAAACGCAGCAUAUACCUAGCUACGGUGUGCCGAUUGCCCAGGCUCCGGUCCAAGCUCCUCUAGCACAGCCUACCCAGGCACCUCUUGCUGUACCGGCUCAUUCAGUACCCCAGGCAACGCAGCAAGCCAUAUCCCCCAAUACGCGCUCCUUGCACCAACCGUUACCACCUUUUGGCUUUCCAGAACGCGAGCAGCGCGAGCCUUCUCAACCCCAGCGAGUGCCGCUGCCACAGAAGCCUUCUGCUAGCCAGGUUCCAGAACUCCGAGACCCGCGGCCCUUGUCGGUGGCACAACCUCUGCAGCCAGCACACGCCGAGGUCCUUGCUGAGCGUGAACGCACUGCUCAGCUAGAACGGAUAAACAUGGAGAAGCGAUACAGGGAGCAGCAGCAAAGAGAACAACAGCACCGGGAGCAGCAACACAGGGAGCAGCAACAUAGGGAGCAACAACACAGAGAGCAACAGCAGCAGCAACAACAGCAGCAGCAGCAGCAGCAGCAGCUCAUGCGAGAAAGAGAAAUGGAAAUAGAGCGUGAGCGUGAGCGUGAGCGCGAGAGGGAGAGGGAGAGGGAACUCCGACAAGCAGAGCAGCAAUCGAUGAGAAUGAAGCAGGAAUCUGAAGCUCCACUCAACCGUUACGAACCGUAUGGCGGCCAUCGGCAGCAGCUCAGCCACGGCGGAGGCCCUCGUGAACCAUUCUCACUCACGAGACCGACGUCCCAAGAACCCUCUCGCUCUGUCGCUCCUCAACCAUAUCCCACGACGGUUCCGCAGCAGCAGCCAAUGCGGUCAUUGCUUUCUGACCCCGUAGCGGUACAGUCGCCUCCGCUGGCGCCUCCGUCCUCUAGACCGGCCCAGGUUCCUCCUCCACAAAGGAUCUCAUCAGGCCCUCCACAUGAGCCCUACGGUGCAGUUGCCCCUCCUCCUCAGCACACUUCUUCAAUGCCGGCCCUUACACCUGCUCGGCCGCCUGAGCCCCGAAAGUCAAACAUCAUGUCGCUUUUGAACGAUGAUCCUCCACCCCCUAAGCGUGUCGCUGAGGUUACGCAAAGUCACACGCCUGGGCCGUCUUCAACACCACCUUCCCAGGGCAUCGGUCGGCCUCCACCACCCCCGGCGGCGACUACACAGGCUCCUCCGAUUCGCCGGGAAACAGAGUCUCACUAUUCUCCUUAUGGACGAGCGCCAUCUAGUGGAGCAUCAGCCAUGCCUUCUCUAAAGCCUCCUUAUUCCGCCUCACCUGCUUCCUCACAACAUAUUAGUGGACACCGGAGCAUGCCAUCUGAUUCCGCGGUGGAGGUUGAUUAUUAUGGACGCCAUGCAUACCCACAGAGCCAUCCAGCAAGUGGAACAAACUCUCCCCAGACAUCACAGCGCUACCCUCCACCUCCGCAGUCAAGCCAGCCCCAGUAUCAGUCACAGACAGGCUAUCCCACAUCCUAUGGAGGAGGUCCUCAGUCAGCACAUAUUACCUCGCCGCCAACACAGCAAUACGCAACUCACUCCUCGUCAAGGAGCCGUGAGAUUCCGCCAAGUAGCCGCGAUAACGUAUGGCCAUCGUCUGGACACCAAGCUCAGCCGUCUGAUAUUCGAUCACAAGGCAACAGCUGGCCAUCUCAGCCUCCCAAAGCAACACAGGCCCCUCCUCCGCACUCCCAACCGGCUUGGGGAUCCCAGCAUCCUUCGACAAAACCAGGGACUCCAGCACCGGCAUGGCCAGCAGCAGCGCCGCCUCCCCAGCAACAUUUGCCUCUGAGAGAUGAUCGGCCGCCUUCAAUAUAUGGACAGGGCGCCUCGAGUUUGUCGCAGCAGCACUCAUUACAGUCUCGCUACCCGCAGACAACACGAGCACCGGAACCUAUGUCUUCUGGUGCUCCGCCGUACCCGCGUUAUUCGUCAACUCCGGGCCCGGCGCCGCCGCGAGAUCCUCGAGACCCUCGAGACCCACGAGACCCACGAGAUGUUCCAUCAAGCCGAAGCUAUACCCCAAGUGUUUAUGACAGUCGCGGGCCGCCGCCUGCUCAGCCGCAAGUACAUGGCUACCCAGCACCGGACCCAAGAGAGAUGCAACUACGGGAUUCGAGAGACCCGAGAGAUCAAAGAGAUCCACGAGAUCGGGACCCAAGAGACCUACGAGACCCCAGAGAUCCCAGAGACCCCAGAGACCCUAGAGACCCGCGUGACAUAAUGAACCGGGGUAGCCUUCGACCUCACGAGUAUGACCGACACCCAGAUAGGUUCGGACGCUAA
Molecule: messenger RNA, 6498 nt
Organism: Trichoderma virens Gv29-8
Lineage: Eukaryota; Fungi; Ascomycota; Sordariomycetes; Hypocreales; Hypocreaceae
Exons: 4
Coding region: 1-6498 (2165 amino acids)
Biological process (GO): regulation of transcription by RNA polymerase II
Cellular component (GO): Set3 complex
Source: RefSeq, a predicted model, not a curated record